ACAUAAGGUCCAUUUGUUUAUAUUGAUAUCACUUUAUCAGCGGAAGUAUUGCAUAUAAACACCAUUGUCGCAGGAAGGAUAUUAAUCAAGAUCUCAACAUCAUAAACCCCUUUAAAUCAUACGAGCUUUAACCGUCGAGCGUGAAAAAUAGCUGGCACAUAUAUAUGAUAAGAAAUCAAUAAGCUUGAAAACUACGAAACUCCUUAAAAACUCAUAACACAAGGAGGAUAGGAAAGCCGAUCUUCGUUUAAUCCGUUUUGACUUGUAUAAGACUCACUGUAAAUUACGGCAGCUGUAAAAGCGGUCAGGAUGAGUCUGGGAACCCAAUAAUCUUGAGGUAUGAGCAAAUAAAUUAACAGCUAAAACCAAGACGCAAGCUUUAAUAAGAAGAUAAAUUGACGGCACACACAAAAAGGUUUGGAAGCAAUUUAAAUUUUAUGACCGAAUCUUAAGCACUAUCGUCAGAUAAAGUAAACAUGUUUUGUCAAGAUACGUCUUGUCAUGGGACUCUCUAGAGUGAUGCGCAUCCUUCAAGCCUAUCAAAGUCUUCCGUUAUAACGAUUACGUUUCAUAUAUAUAAGAUCAAACUUUGUAAAUCUCUCACAAAGGUAUUAGACUAAAUAUCGAGUGAAACCUUCUUCAAGAGAAAAGCACAUUUCAAACGGUCAUGGCUGAUUCGAGUCUCACAAGAGGAAAUCUUAGUGUCAACCAAACGGUCCUAGGAAAAGGAACAAACUCUGUUUUUGGAUCAGAAACGAGGGUUUUAGUGGCGGCGAUCGUUGAGAUUGUUAUCUGCGUUCUUGGCUCAGUGGGAAACUUUUUGACCUGCUUUGCAGUGUUUCGAAACAGAAGACUCCAGUUCGCGACCAACUAUUUCAUCGUUUCGUUAGCCGUAGCUGAUGUUCUUGUUUGUACCAUAUUGGUUCCCAUGAGGGCAGCCCAGCACUUCGCCUUUUACGCGGGCAGAGAAAUCUCCAAACUGACUGUUGAAGUUGCUGGCUUCAUUGGCCGUAUCAACAUCGUAGCUUCCAUCUGUAACCUCGCUGCUCUCAGCAUCGACCGUUGUAUCGCACUCAAGUACCCAAUGAGGUAUAGAUUUUCCAUUCGAUUCGCCACACAGCGCGUAUGCUACGUCAUUUUAGCUUUCUGGAUCUUUGCGCUAGUGUUCACCAGUUUGCCAAAGAUUCCUGGCCUCUCGGACGAUGUGUUUUUAAUCGGGUUCAUUGUUUUUGUUCUGUUGGUGACUGUUGUCAUCGUACUGGCCUAUUUCCGUAUUUUCCACAUCGCCAAUCAGGCAAGAAAGCAUCGAAAAGUCAGAGUGUUCCAAAUCAAUUUCCAAUCGAAAGUUCACCCGUUAGAAACCCGCAGAACCAGCCUAAAAACAACCGACGCUGUGCCUAAUGUUCACGAAGCUUUCCGAGAACGUCCGGAAAUCCCUGUCCCUUUUGGCGACCGAAGCAUGCGCAAAGAACAACACCAAGAUCAGAAAACCGCCAAAACAAUCGGGAUCGUGAUUGGAGCGUUCAUAAUCCUCGUCUAUCCUCGGAUUAUACUCAUUCUGUAUCAUUUCGGUGCCCCAGCUUCGCCGACAAGCGAACUAGCAAAGUUCUGGGCUCGAAUUCUUUUGUACAGCAACUCGGUGGUCAACCCCAUGCUAUACGCAUUGCGCAUGCGUGAGUUCAGAAACGAGUUCUCUCGUAUUUUAAUGAAGUGUUUCAGGAUCGGUCGAAUGAAAGACCAAAUAAUGACAUCACAAACACAAGGCAACGCUACUAGUAUGACAUUGUCUUCUACCACCGACAAGGGACUGGCGUGUUUCAGUAAUUCUAUGUAAAAACGAAUACAUCCCAGGUUCUUUGGCCACUAUAGGCACGGACGCCUGCCAACUACAACAUUCUACACGUUUGACUAAAUAAAUAACCGUCUUUGAUUGAAGUGGGCGAUCAACUGAGCUAUUAAGAAGUCAAAGAGUAUCACUUAUACUACAUUAAUCUUUCACAAGAGACACUUGUUUUUCAAGCCUAAUUUGCUAAUUUAUUUCAUAAUAUCGUAUUUACUCGUGUAGGUGGAAAAGAGCAAAGAUUCCUGUCGGAAAAUACA
Molecule: messenger RNA, 2100 nt
Organism: Actinia tenebrosa (Australian red waratah sea anemone)
Lineage: Eukaryota; Metazoa; Cnidaria; Anthozoa; Actiniaria; Actiniidae
Product: alpha-1B adrenergic receptor-like
Biological process (GO): G protein-coupled receptor signaling pathway
Cellular component (GO): plasma membrane
Molecular function (GO): G protein-coupled receptor activity
Source: RefSeq, a predicted model, not a curated record